Scomber japonicus (chub mackerel) is the source of this 3851-nucleotide messenger RNA. Its product is annotated as NADPH--cytochrome P450 reductase-like. Gene Ontology annotation, cellular component: cytosol. The record is from RefSeq and is a predicted model, not a curated record. Gene Ontology annotation, molecular function: FMN binding; NADPH-hemoprotein reductase activity; flavin adenine dinucleotide binding. Gene Ontology annotation, biological process: response to hormone. Lineage: Eukaryota; Metazoa; Chordata; Actinopteri; Scombriformes; Scombridae. The transcript is spliced from 16 exons. The coding region runs from base 49 to 2076 and encodes 675 amino acids.
GUGAAGCUGACACAGAGAGGAGAGGCGAAGAGUGUCAACGUAACAAACAUGGACGCUGAGACCACCACCCACACCGAGACCAUGGUGGAUGAAGAGGAGCCUCUUUUCAGUAACCUGGACCUCUUCCUCUUCUCCCUAAUUGUUGGCCUCGUCAUCUAUUGGUUCAUGUCCCGCAAGAAGCCCGAGCCCAUCCCCGAAUUCAAGAAGCUCGAUACGCCAGCACCCACAACAAGAGAGACAAGUUUCAUCGAGAAAAUGAAGAAAACGGGCAAGAGCAUCAUUGUUUUCUACGGCUCCCAGACGGGCACGGGGGAGGAAUUUGCCAACAGGCUGUCCAAAGACGCUCAGCGCUACGGCAUGAAAGGAAUGUCUGCAGAUCCAGAGGAAUAUGACAUGGGUGAACUGGCCCGUCUGUCAGAGAUCGAUAACUCCCUCGCCAUAUUUUGCAUGGCCACCUAUGGUGAAGGAGACCCCACAGAUAACGCCCAGGACUUCUAUGACUGGCUGCAGGAAAAUGAUGACGAAGACCUCUCUGGACUCAACUACACGGUAUUUGCUUUGGGAAACAAGACAUAUGAACACUACAAUGCAAUGGGAAAAUACGUCGACAAGAGACUGGAAGAACUUGGGGCCAAGCGCAUCUAUGACCUCGGUUUGGGAGACGAUGAUGGCAAUCUGGAAGAGGACUUUGUUUCAUGGAGAGAGCAGUUCUGGCCGGCUGUGUGCGAGCACUUUGGAGUGGAAGCCUUGGGAGAUGACUCAAGCAUACGGCAGUAUGAGCUGAAGGAGCACACAGACAUCAACAUGAACAAAGUGUACACAGGCGAGAUUGGCCGUCUGAAGAGCUUUGAGGUCCAAAAGCCGCCCUUUGAUUCGAAAAACCCCUUCCUGGCUCCAGUCACUGUCAACCGCAAACUCAAUAAAGCUGGUGAUAGGCAUCUUAUGCAUCUCGAACUAGACAUAUCAGGCUCCAAGAUCAGGUAUGAGUCAGGAGACCAUGUCGCUGUUUUCCCAACAAAUGACUCUACGUUGGUGAACAAGUUGGGGCAGAUCCUUGGAGUGGACCUUGAUGUUGUUAUCUCUCUCAACAACCUUGAUGAGGAGUCCAACAAGAAACACCCUUUCCCCUGCCCCACCACCUACCGCACAGCCCUGACUCACUACCUGGACAUCACACAUCCUCCCCGCACCAAUGUCCUCUACGAGCUGGCACAGUACGCGUCUGACCCCAAGGACCAGGAGAAUAUGCGCAAGAUGGCCUCCUCUUCCCCCGAGGGCAAGGCACUGUACCAGAAUUGGGUGUUGGAUGUCAGUAGAAACAUCCUCGCUAUUCUGGAGGAUAUGCCUUCCUUGAGGCCACCCAUUGACCACCUAUGUGAGCUGCUGCCUCGUCUCCAGGCUCGCUAUUACUCUAUCGCCUCCUCCUCUAAGGUUCACACUAACAGCAUCCACAUCUGUGCCGUGGUGGUGGAGUAUCAGACCAAGACUGGCCGCAUCAACAGGGGAGUGGCCACCAACUGGCUAAAGAACAAAGUGGUCACUGACAACGGCCACAAGUCCACUGUUCCUAUGUACAUCCGCAAGUCUCAGUUCCGCCUGCCCUUCAAAGCCACAAUCCCAGUGAUCAUGGUUGGCCCUGGGACAGGAAUCGCUCCCUUCAUGGGCUUCAUCCAGGAGAGGGGCUGGCUCAAACAGCAAGGAAAGGAGGUUGGAGAGACGGUGAUGUUUUUCGGCUGCAGACAUAAGACUGAGGAUUAUAUCUACCAGGAGGAGCUGGAGGAGGCGGAGAAGAAUGAAGUUCUAACAAAGCUUUUCGUUGCCUUCUCAAGAGAUCAGGAGCAAAAGGUGUACGUGCAACACAUCCUGAAGGAAAAUAAGGAGUACCUCUGGAAGCUGAUUCACUCAGAAAACGCUCAUAUCUACAUCUGCGGGGAUGCGAAAAACAUGGCGAAGGAUGUGCAGACGACCUUCCAUGAGAUUGCAGAAGAACUGGGAGGCAUGACGCGCACCCAGGCCACAGAUUACAUCAAGAAACUGAUGACCAAGGGACGCUACUCACAAGAUGUCUGGAGUUAAAGAGCCUCGAACCCAGAUUCACUUGCUCUACUCAAGCGGUUGUUUUUAAUUAUUUUUUUUAGUUUUACUGUAUGUCUUCUUUUAUCAGGACUGAAUAUAAAAAACAUUAAAACACUUCAUACUCACCCUGGUUCAUGAAGAAGAUCAUGAGGCGGACCCUACCUCAGCAGGUUUUGUUUAUAAACCCUUUUAGCAACUUCAAUCUGUAUUUCCUACUCAUGUAUACUACAUCAUGUAUCAGGACCACCAGCCUGUAUAUGCCCAGUCAUCUUCACCUGAGCCGUGGUCCAAGUCCAAAAGUACACUUACCCAGUCUGGAUCAAAGGGCCUGCAAAGAGUCUAUGGUGUAAAUGAAUGAAUCUGUGUUUUUACUGCAAAUCUGGUUGCUCUGGUAUUAUAUUUUGCCAAUUAGAUGAAGAAACCCGCUGGCUCAAAAUUCCUUAAUGAAUCAUGUAGGUUUACGAUCAGUAAGAAGCACAAGAGUUGUCAUCUCAGAUUCAGUUUUGAUCAGACACAUUUUUACUUAAUCAACAUUUGUGCUGAGUCAAACCAUUCUGUCAUCUGAUCAGAUUUUCUUUCAUCAAAACUGAUGAAACUCCAAACUGAUGAUCCAUCAGUUUUGUGAUGAUUGAUCCCAACCUGUGGUUGUACAUAUUAUAAUUCACUGUGAACACGAAGCUGAACAAUAAAAGCUCAUUCAAUUUGCCAUCCCAAGACAUUUGUAGCUUUAAACCCUUUGGUUUAACUGAUUGUAGACUUAACCCCAGAGCAGAUAAGACUGCAUUAUAUUGUAUGUCUCAGUGAAUACACUGAGCAUUGUGCUUCCCUGUUGCUCCCCCAGUUUUCAGUAUAACACUCAGAGAAGCUUUAGGCAUGAAAGGGUGCUUCCAUUAAACAAGUUUCUCUGUCGAUCCAGUAGUACCUUUCAAUGUACUUCAUAUACAUGAGUUGUUUCAGAAAUGUAUGAAACUUGUGAGGAAACUGGUGUAGCAAACUGGCAUCAUAGGUACAUUAUAUGUUUACCUUUGUAUUUUGACAAGGGAUUUGCCUUUUAUGCAUGAGUUGCUGUUCGUUUUAAAUCGGUAACAGUAACCUUUUGAGAGGUGUGGUGCAAAGGGGGAAAAUCAUUUAUUGAAAAAACGCAAGAUUAUUUGUAUUUCAUUUCCGAGCAGCCUGCUUUUAAACAUAAUCAAAAUGAAUCUAGAGGUACCCUGUUAUUUUUGUGAAAUGUUUGAACAUUAAACUUGCAUCCAGAUCUGGCCUUCCAAAUGGCAUUUUUGAAUUUUAUUUUAUAUGCAUUUGACAGCAGAGGAAUAUUAAAUGAGUUUGUCAUGUGACAUUAACACUCAAGAUGUAUGACAGCAAUCGCUGUUUGGCAAUUUUAUAUGUGUAUAUAUAUAUUUUUAAAUUGUCCAGUCACAUAUGCAUCACUACAUGUAGAAGAUGACCAGACAUAUCCAAACAUUGUUGUGUGUCUCUUAACUCUGUCAGUGCUCAUCUCAGUGCUUUUUGUUUUGUUAAUAUGAGGAGCUUGAAGAGUGCAGCCUGUGCCUUUUUAACACUGCCUUAUGUGUUAGGGUAACACUUGAUACUUUUCUUGUCUUUUAACAGUUUUUUUUUUCUUUCCCUGCUGAAAGUUUCAUAGAAAGUCUAACUAAUCUGAGACACUUUAUCCAGCGUUGUCACUUUUUCUCAUUCCAGUUUAUGAUGUGAUUAUUUGAUUGUAUCACGGCAUGCAUUUUUUUUCAAUGAAUAAAUUUGGAAUAAUUUCUCAA